AUGAACGGUUCCUCUCGUACUAAUCUUGUUGUGCCUCAACCAUACCGGGACAAUAAGGGAGUGACGGUGAUGAGCAUGAUGGAGGUGAUUCCUGGUCAGCAGUUAAAGACAUUUGAGCUGUUUGCAUAUCUGGAUUACUUCCCCAACAGGAUGAUGGCUGCUUGGACCCGACAUUCGGAAACGCUUCAGAGGAUCAAGUUGGACAACUGUCGUACGCUUGCCAGUGCGGUCCUCAGGACGGCAGUUAUGAACUGUCGGGCGCUGGAAAUUCUUGAGCUCACGGAAUUUUACUCCAGCAUGUGUUGUGUGACGCUGGAGGAUGCCACCAUGGAUAAGUGGGCAUGUACUAGGAUCCAGACUCUGAACAUCCCCGUCAAGUUGACCCCCAACGGUAAGAGCCCCGUAUACCUGACCGAUCCAAGCAAGGAGUGGUGGCGUAACGUGGUGCUACUGAAAUAG
Molecule: messenger RNA, 459 nt
Organism: Linnemannia hyalina
Lineage: Eukaryota; Fungi; Mortierellomycota; Mortierellomycetes; Mortierellales; Mortierellaceae
Source: the annotation of a GenBank genome assembly